AAAUAUAGUGAUAUAGAAAUUUUAUGUGAAGAUGGAAAGAAACUAUAUGGUUGUAGAGCAAUUUUGGCUGCAAGAUCCGAAUUAUUUGACAGUUUACUUUACAAUGGAAUGAAAGAAAGUUUUGAAAAUAAAAUUUCUUUUCCAAAGAUUAAUUCCUCUGGAAUGAAAAUUAUAUUGGAAUAUAUUUAUACAGGAUUAAUUAAAAAAGAAUCUUUAAAUAAAAAUAAUAUAAUUGAAGCAUUUUAUGCUGCAGAUUUUUUUCAAUUAACUGAUCUUCAAGAAAAUAUUGUAAGAGUUGUUAAUAAUACACUGGAAUCAGAAAAUUAUUCACCGGAAUUAUUAUCUAAUAUUGUAGAAAUAAUGCCAUUUAUAGAAGAUAAUAUUCUUCAAAAUUUAUUGGUUGAAAAAGUAGCAACUAUUCCUUUAAAUACAAUUGAAUUUGAUCGAUUAUCUAUCGCCGGACUUCAAUGUCUUUUAUCAUUUACACAUAAAAAAGCAAAGUCCUUUGCAACUCCUGAAUAUGAAGUUUUUCGAUAUAGUGCUAUUCUAGCAGCAAAACAAGUAUCUAAUGAUGCUUUUAAAACUCUUAUGAAAUGUUUACCAACUUUGGAACAAAUAAAGAAUUCAAUCCAAGUAGAAAAUGAACCUAUUACCGAUCACUGUAAAGUUACUAAAGAAUUAGAACCUUUAAUUGAUUUCAUUGAUUUUAAUCAAAUUAAAGGAAAAAUUUUGACAGAUAUUAUCGAACCAUUAGGAAUUAUUCCAGCUAAGACAAUAUUAGAUGCUUAUCGACAAAAAGCAAGAUCACAUAAUACGGAUUUUAAUGAAAUUCGAGGAACACAGUUUUGGGAUGAGUUAGCAUGCGGAUCAAAACUUUUUAUUGAAGAAAAUGGAAAAGUUGUAAGUGCAUCAAACGAUUGUCAUACACAUCAAGGUGUUAGAGCUAAAAUUUUAAUUGAUAGUAAAGGUAUUUUUGAAUGGGAUUUUAUAAUUGAGAAAGCUUGUAAAUGGUUUUGGGUUGGAGUAUGUGCACCAGGAAGUUUUAAUAAUGAUGAACCUAUUGGAUGGGCAUUGAGUUCUGAAGGUCGUUACUAUAAUUCUGGAAAUUAUUUAGAAGAUUAUUGUCCUUCAUUGGGUGAUGGCACGAGAAUUACUGUUCAUUUAGAUAUGAAUAAAAAAACUUGCGCUUUCACAGUCGAUGGUACAAGAUAUCCCGAAGUAUUAAAUUGUAAUAAUAAUUUACCAUCAAAGUUUUAUCCUGUAGCAUCAUUAUGUUAUCCUGGUCGUUUUCGAAUUCAAUCCCAUCAAAAGUUAGAUGUAAUAAUUUAAAAAAAAAAAAAAAAAGAUUGGGUUAUUUGUUGUGACUAACCACAACUAUCGGUUCAGUUUAAAAAUAGCUACUUGUUUUAAUACCAAAAACUUUAUAUGACAUUAUAUUCGUUAUAUAAUUAAACAAUUAAGGAAUUGUGAAAUAUCCUUUAUAUAUUAAAUACAUAAUCUUAAUUUUUCGUAUAUUAUGCGACUUUGAAUGAAGCAAACCAUCAAGAGUAGGAUUCUUAUUAAAUACAUUCAAGCAUAGAUGUGACAUAUGUUCUAAUACCAAUUAUACUAAUGACAGAAUUGGACUUUAAAGUGAAAAGACAAUAUAAAAAUCUCUUACUUCUUC
Messenger RNA from Rhizophagus irregularis DAOM 181602=DAOM 197198, 1666 nucleotides. RefSeq lists its product as uncharacterized. Gene Ontology annotation, molecular function: protein binding. Lineage: Eukaryota; Fungi; Glomeromycota; Glomeromycetes; Glomerales; Glomeraceae. Gene Ontology annotation, biological process: modulation of chemical synaptic transmission; adult locomotory behavior; circadian behavior. Gene Ontology annotation, cellular component: cytoplasm. The record is from RefSeq and is a predicted model, not a curated record.